Molecule: messenger RNA, 4606 nt
Organism: Acipenser ruthenus (sterlet)
Lineage: Eukaryota; Metazoa; Chordata; Actinopteri; Acipenseriformes; Acipenseridae
Product: ephrin-B2a-like
Exons: 3
Coding region: 16-684 (222 amino acids)
Source: RefSeq, a predicted model, not a curated record
UCUGUGGACGAUGUCAUGAUUGCGUCGCGACAGAAUGUUCGUUCCAGGGGGUUCCGAGCAGCAUUGACCCCGCCUCUUUUGCUUGGUCUCUCCUCAGCCACCUCGGAUGGUUCUCGCGAGGGAUUGGAGAGCAUGAAAGGAGGGGCGUGUCUAAACAAGGGCAUGAAGGUGGUCCUGAAAGUCGGACAGAAUCCCAAUGGUAUGGGCCCCGACCCCCAGAAGCCGAACCCAGAUCUCUUGCCAGGACAGCCUCCGGCGCCAGACCCUAACCGGGUCCCGGGCAAAGACAAGGCCUCAGAUCCUUCAGGGAACUCAACAAAGCAGGGAGGCGGGGAAAACGGGCCCUUCCCCCCUUCCAACAUUCCCAUCAUCGCCGGCGCGGCCGGAGGCUCCGCCUUCCUGCUCAUCAUCGCCAUCAUCAUCGCCGUGGUUUGCUACCGGAGACGCCAGUCGAAGCACUCGGACAGCCACCACCCGCCCCUCUCUCUCUCCACUCUCACCAGCCCCAAAAGGGGCGGGAACAACAACGGUUCGGAACCCAGCGACAUCAUAAUCCCGCUACGGACUUCCGACAGCGCGUUCUGUCCCCACUACGAGAAAGUGAGCGGCGAUUAUGGCCACCCUGUUUACAUCGUCCAGGAAAUGCCUCCUCAAAGCCCAGCUAAUAUUUAUUAUAAAGUGUGAAGACAGUUUGACACUGUGGGAUUGAUAUGGCUAUUGUUCUUUUGGUUUUUUUUGUUAUUUUUUUUAACGCUGAUACGGUGGCGUUUUUUAUUGCCACUAUUUUUACGUUGUUUUCUGUAUGACGGGGAACUUAAGCGUCUGUUUUUGUCUUAGAAUUUCGUGGUUUCUCUUCGUUGUUUUGAAGUUGUCGGUUAUGCUGUCUUUUUCCUUUAAAGAGGAACUUCUGCAGAGAAACGGAAAAAUGACUGCGAAAAAGGAUUUUGUUUUCGAAUGAGGAACGCCGAAUCAUAGACGUUUUUCAUCUUGGGUUUUCUUAACCAGCGUCAGCCCCGCCCCUCUGUGAUCAUAUACCACCUCGUUCGAAUCGAUGACGGUGCAGACUGAACAGAAAACCGAAGACUUCGAGUCAACCUCGCCAAGGGCUUUUCUCUACGAGGAACGUGAAUCAGAUUCCAGAAAAAAAAAACAUUUCCGAAAACGAAAGCCGCCGCUGUUUAUCCCUGCAUUUUCAAUGGGAAACAGCUGGAAAAGGUGCAUAAAAAAAUAAAAUAAAUAAUAAUAAUAAAUUCGGACAAUCAGAGUGUUGAUGAGAAUACAGUAUAUUGAGGAUCGUGGAUUGAGUUGUAUUUUGUAGAACGACGGCAGGAUCAUCCUUAAAGCAAUCUCUCCUCUUUCCAUUUAUGGAAUUCUGUAUAGCGAAAUGAUUCUAAUACAGUACGCGACCCCCCCCCCUCGGCAUAAACUCCAAUCCAAAGAAUAUGCAAAAAAAAAAAGGGGGGGGGCAACUGUAUUUUAUUGUCAACUCUCCAAACUAGGCUGGCUGCACGCAAGUGUUGAAUAAGAGAGGUUACCAAAUCCGGGUUUAUCGGAGUGGAAACUUAGAUUCAGAACUGUACAGGUCAAUAACACAGCCCUUGUACGAGCGAUAAGCCGGGUUUACUGCACAACAAGACCUUCGGAAGUCUACACUCCCCCCCCAAAACAGCGCCCCCUGGUGCAUUGGAGGUCUAACGGCAACGAUUCAAGUCCAGAAGUCCCAGGUGGUGCCACCUGGAGUUCACAUGAGCAGCCACUGGACGUCUUUUUCAGGUGUUUUUUGGUACUUUAACUGCUUCAAACACAAACCCUGUGAUGACGUCAGACACUGGAGCGGAUGCAUUAUUAAUAUGGAUAUAGAUGUGGUCUCUCCCCCCGGAUCUCCCCCAUUGUUUCUGGUCGGUCCGCACUGUAAUGUGUUCCCUUGCUGAGGGGAGGGUGUGUUUUGAAGGCGGUUCGUGGGUCGACGGGAAAUGAAAUGGUGUUGGAUUCCUGGGCAGUGCCAGCGCUGUGGGUAACAGAGCUCUGGCGGAAGUGGGCAUAUGUGUGUGUGAUGUGCCAAUGCUGUUUACUGAGACAAGAGGCUGGUGUUUGUACAUUGGCUCAGACUCGGAUUGCUUAGGCAGUAACACCUUUUAUUUUUUUUUCUUCAAAACGUCAUCAACACCACCCCUCUCUCUCUCUCUCACAACUCUUUCUCUCAUCUCUCUCUCCUCUCUCUCACACCUCUUUCUCUCUCCUCUCUCACAUCUCCUCUAUCUCACCUCUCUCUCUCCUCUCUCUCCUCCCUCUCUAUCUAUCUCUCUCUCUCCUCCCUCUCCUCGCUCCUCUCCUCUUUCUCUCCUCUCCUCUCUCACCUCUCCCUCUUUCUCUCCUCUACUCUCUCCUCUCUCUCACCUCUAUCUCUCACUUCCCUGCACUCCCUUAUCAGCAGUGAUGACUGUUGCCUGGCAACGGUAACUAUGACCUCAGCAUCCCAGCUGCGUUGUUGUGAUUGCGAUAACCCCCCCCCCCCCCACACACACACAAACGAGGGUCUCACUGACUCACUCCCUGAUGGCUGGAUGCACUCGGGUUGCCAUGGCGACAGUCAGCAUCUAUUUUCAACUUUGCUACGCACACACACACACGCACACACCUCAGUGAACAGAUGACAGAAAUACUAUUCUUUCAUUCUUUCAUCCUUUCUUUUCUUCCAAUAAUAAUGAUAAUUUCAACAAUCAAAGAGUCUGAAGCUUCAAUUCUCAUUUGAAUGAUUUGAAAAGCUAUUAAAAUGACAAGUGGAUUCAUCAUGAGGGUCCAUACAUUAUGAUGUGGUACAGGACUGGCUAGGGUUAGGGUGAGUUCUCCCAUAGUAAAAAUACUUCAUGAACUCCCAGCAGGAAAUUGGCUGCAAUUUACGAUUAAGUAGAGGAUUUGAAAAUGCCAAAUUUGUUAAAAAAAAAAAAAAGCAAGCCAGAUGUUUACAUCUCAAAGCUGUGCACACAUUUUUUUUCUUAAUUUGAUUUUUUAAAAACCUGUUUUGUUCACAAAUAAACUAAAUUUGACAUUAUCCUGCCACACCGCUACUGGAAAAGGUAAUCCCAUAAAAGUGGGUUGUGAUUGGUUGUUCACAUGGCAACCGAAAAAAAACAAAGGCCGCCCAUUGCACAUGCUCAGUGUGCCGGAACCACAAUAUGGCAGCAGUGUGGAGUAGUGGUUCGGGCUCUGGACUCUUGACCGGAGGGUCGUGGGUUCAAUCCCAGGUGGGGGGGACACUGCUGCUGUACCCUUGAGCAAGGUACUUUACCUAGAUUGCUCCAGUAAAAACCCAACUGUAUAAAUGGGGAAUUGUAUGUAAAAAUAAUGUAACAAUUGUAAGUCGCCCUGGAUAAGGGCGUCUGCUAAGAAAUAAAUAAUGAUAAUAAAUACAAAUUUAAAAUGAGCUGGAUUUGGGGGGGGGGGGGGGUACAUUUCCUGUGUUCUGUAACAAAAACAUCAAAAAAACGAUUUAAUUGCUUUUACUGUUUUUAAGAAAGAAAAUAUCAUUUUAAACUUCAUGUACAUAAAUUGUAUUUGCGUUUGUUUUUUUUUAUAUAGCUAUUUCCUGGAGAUGAAAAAAAAGAGAGGUUUUGUUUUGUAAAAUACUUUGAAAAAAAAAUGUUGUAGAUUUUAAAUUAUGCAAAUAAUAAUAAUAAUAAUAAAAAAAGUUAAAUAUAUAGCACUGGAUAAAAUGUUGGAGACAAACCUGAGAAUUUAUUUUUCAAACCACCACUCUACUAGAAUUUUGUGCUGGGCUGCAGAUUCUUCAAAGUGAUACUGAAUGUUGAGUCUUUUUCAUAACUAAACUCCUGUCCGUUUUUUUUUAAUUAAAAAAACACACCUUUGUACAACGUGCUGCAGAAUUACACAGUUUGCAAAUGAUAAACUAUGAAAAAAAAAUGAUAUACUCUAUAUACUUAACAUGGAGAAUAUAAACGCUUUCCUGUUUCAGGAAUUGAAUGGGAAAAGCGUUCUGUCACGAUGUUUUAGGAUGAGAUGUCUACGAGUAAUCAAAGAAACUGCAAAAUUAUUGAAAAAAGAAGUCUAUACCGGAAGCCAUAAUAGCAGUACAGUAGGAUUUCAUGUUAGAUUUCCAAAUGUCACAUUUUUCAGUUGUUAAGUAUAUGGAAAACUACAAAGCCGUGUGCGAUUCAAUAUGUCAACGUAACAUUAUUCAGCAGCUUUCACUCGACUUUGUUGCAAAACUUUUGGCCAGUUUUUAAAUGAAGUGAAAUUUUUUUUGGCUUGGGAUGAAACGGUUAUCGCUGGCAAGAUGAUUAUCGAUCCCGAUUCUGCAGUACGAUCAAUAAUUCUCCGGAUUGUUAUCAAUCAUUGUUUCAGCCCGACUGCCCAGCGUCCUGUAUCACUUAGAAUGACUUGAGGUCACACCCGCUGCAGGAUCUGCCCCGGCUCCUAGUGUUAAUUCUGUUACACCUAGUAUUGUGAAGUACUGUGCACAGUAACAUGUUCAGGGUGGUAUGCUUUGUUUACUAUUUGUGAUGAAAUAACCCUAUUGGAUUUACCUUUUUAAAUAAAUAAUAAUAUUAAUAAUUAAUAAUGAUAAUAAAUGUUUCUUUAAAUAUGA